This is a messenger RNA of Parasteatoda tepidariorum (common house spider), 3987 nucleotides long. Its product is annotated as calcineurin subunit B type 2. Lineage: Eukaryota; Metazoa; Arthropoda; Arachnida; Araneae; Theridiidae. The record is from RefSeq and is a predicted model, not a curated record. Gene Ontology annotation, molecular function: calcium ion binding.
UUGAUGCUGAUGAAAUCAAGAGACUGGGGAAAAGGUUCAGGAAGUUGGACUUGGAUAACUCUGGCUCGCUCAGUGUGGAGGAAUUCAUGUCACUACCUGAAUUGCAACAGAAUCCACUCGUCCAGAGAGUCAUUGAAAUCUUUGAUACAGAUGGAAAUGGGGAAGUGGAUUUCAAAGAAUUCAUUGAAGGUGUAUCACAAUUCAGUGUUAAAGGUGAUAAAGAAUCAAAAUUAAGAUUUGCUUUUAGGAUUUAUGACAUUGACAAUGAUGGUUUCAUCUCUAAUGGGGAACUUUUCACUGUACUUAAGAUGAUGGUUGGCAAUAAUUUGAAAGACACCCAGCUUCAGCAGAUUGUUGAUAAGACAAUACAGUAUGCCGACAAAGAUGGCGAUGGAAAAAUAUGCUUUGAAGAAUUUUGUGGUAUUGUUGGCAACACUGAUAUUCACAAGAAGAUGGUUGUUGAUGUUUAAAUGCUUCUCUGUGUUUAUAUGAUGUUUUUUAUUUACAUCUUAGCAACUUAUUUUAAAGACAUAAUAUAUAUUUUUAGAGUACUAUUGAGCACCGUAUUAUUUUGUUAUUCUUAUCCACCAAUUCCAUUACCAAAAACUUCCUAGUCAUGUCAAAGUGUUUAUUGUAUCUAUUCCAAUUUGCUGUGAUUUCCCUAAACACUUUAUUUUAAUAAAUUUUUUUUUCUAAUCCAGUGUGAAUUAUAGCUGUUAUAGCAUGCUUUUGCUGAUUAAUCACAUACACUUAAAUAAAGAGUGUUUUCUUCAUUAAAAUGGAUAUUUCCAAUUAUUUUUUUAUGCGAUACUUAUAGGAUAAUUAGAUAUCAUAUACCUUCAGUUUCUUUCUUUCUUUCUUUUCGAGCAAACGUUGAUAUUAAAUUAUUAGCAAGACAAAAAUAGCGGUAAUUGUAUAAAAAAAAUAUUUUUUUUUGAAGCGUAAUAAUAAAGACAAAUUUGUUAAACUUAAUUAAAUAAUCUAGAUUAGUUAUUAACAAAUUAUGUUUGUAACUGUUACAAAGGUUAUGUUUUAAAAAUAUUUAUCAAAGAAAGUAUUACAAAUUUUGUCACAUUAACAACAUUGCAAACUAGUUCUUCUUAGUUUGAAAAUUUUUAAAUGAAUAUAAUCAAAAUUUUGAAAUAAUUCAAUCAAAAUUUAAAUUGUAUCAAGAAUUUUUUCUAAUUAUUGAUUCCAAUAUAGAAAACUGAAUUUUUAUGAAAUACCAGCAUUUCUGCUCUACAUCAAAGCAAAAAACAAAAAUAACUUUGUAUCAUAGUUAAAAUCAGUAUGAUAUAUUUAUGGGGCACUAGUUAAAUACUCUGAUUAAUUAGUGUAUUCUAGUAAAAAAAUCUAAUAGAAAAAUGAAUGUUUUCUUGAUAAAUAUGCUUUUUUAUUAAUCAUUUAUGCCACAAGGAAUUUAAGUAUCAAAAAAAAAAAAAAAAAAAAAAAAAAAAAAAAAAAAAAAAAAAAAAAAUCAGGGAAAAAGAAUUAAUUUGAGUGUCAACCAGCUAUAAGUCCAAUUUUUUUUUUCAAAAAAGAAAAAAAAUGAUUCUAAAGUGAUGAUUCAAAUUCUAACAGGUAUUUUCUGAUUCGUAAUUUUGGUUCAUUUUAUAUAGUAAAUAUAGUGCAGUAAAUGUAAGCAAUCAGUAUUUUACUCAUUUUAACUCCGGAAAAAAAUAACAUUGAAAUACAAUUUUCUAAUAAAUGACUAUGCUAAUUAAUUGCUAAAAUAUGAAAUUAAUAUUUAAGAAAUGUAUAAUUUUUUACAAUUUCUUUGAUUCCUUUUAAUAGUGUCUCAAUGUUCUGCAAGGCAUAUCAAUGUUUUAAUUAUUCUAAAAAGGUUCUCCAGCUAAAUAUUUUAAUGCCAAUCACAUUUCAUUCGAGGUCUUUAGAUUUAAAACUGGCUUUGUCCAUUUUUUUGAAAUUUUACAGGAGAAACCAGAAAUCUCUUAUGGGCAUUUGAGAUUACAUAAAUAUUGCUUAAACAGCCCAUGAUUAUUUUAAAAUAGCUUACGUAUUCAAAAUAUUUUCUGCAUAUUAAAGAACUAUUUCGGAUUUUGAGGCAAAAAGGUGUUAAUUUUAGUUUGGUUGGUGAUUAGAAAAAACAUUUACUAGUGCUUGUUUUGUUAUAACUUUAUUUCCUAGAUAGAGUUAUAAAUACAUUAGAAAUCACUGAAGCUUCUUGAUCAUGGAGAACUUUGGAUUGCAUUGUUUCCCUUUCUAAAAAUUUGACUGCUUUAAAUAGAUAAAAAACCCGCCUGUAUCUGAAAUUUUAAAUAUUUUUGUUUAAGUACUCCUAAAUUUAUUGUAGUAAUUUUUUUAAAAAAACAUUUCGAAAAAACGAUUGACGGAUGUAAAAUAACUAAAAUGUGAAAAAUAUUUUCAAUAUUCCUCAAAGACGUUAGAAAAAAAAAAUUAGAAAAUGGACUGAGCCAGUGUGUGACCUCAUUUAAAUUGUGCCUAAUUUGUAAACUUUCAUGUUUCUCUAUUUUGUAUAAUCUACUAUUUUUCUUAUAAUGUACUACUCUGUCUCUUUACAUGUCUAUAUAUAUAUAUAUAUUUAUACUGCAAUUUUACACCUCAACUCAAUUAGUUUAGCUGAAUUUUUUUAUCCUUUACAUUUUCUCGGUGUUGUAGAGCGCCUUGCAUUGAUUAUCUGAAGCCAUUGAUCAGACCGAUCUGAUUAACGAGAAAUCCAGAUAUUUGGACAACUUCAAAAAAAAAUAGCAAUGUCAAUUUUUUAAAUAAAAUUUUAAAUAGAAUGCCUUGCUUUUAAUACCUAAUGUAAUUGCGUGCCAAUUAAAGUGCUUUGCUGUUAAUGUUUUUGUUCCUCAAUUCAGUCUUUUAGAGAUUCUAUGCUUCAAGAUCCUUUUUAGAGAAUCUGAAGGCAAAGAUAGAUUUUUCAGGGUUCAGAUAAUUUUUUCUUAUUCUUGACCAAAUUCUGCUUCCCUCCCCCUUUCAUUUCAUAAGAAGAAAACUUCAGAAUUUUUGAUAAAAAUUGUGCUUUUCCGAUUCAAAAAUUUAAUUUUUUACACUUUAUCUUACCUUUAUAAAAGUUAUUAACAACAUUCAUAAAAUUUAAAAUGGCACAUUGCUUUUCAAAAUUACCCUUCUGUAUUCACGCAUGAUCUGUAUUCACACAUUUUGAAGUUACAAAUUGCAAUUCAGUGAAUUAAAAAUUUCUUACCGCUAUUUACAUUCGUGCAAUCUAAUAAUCAUGCAUCUAUGCUACCUAAGUGCUUUCUUAUCGCUAUUCACAUUCGUGCAAUCUAAUAAUCAUGCAUCGAUUUUUAUUAAAACCUUGAUACUAUAAAUUCAAAAGAUAUUUAAUUCGUGCAUACUUUUUUAUUGCUCAAAAUGUAGGGAUUGUUUUGAUAUUUUAAUAUGCACAUAAAAUUUUUGGAUUUCUAUUUCUAAUCUUAAGGUUUUUUACUAAACUUGUUCUCAGAUUUUUUGUAGGAAAAAAAACUAGAGCACUUAGGUAAAAGAUGCACUUAUUCAAUCUUGCUUAUCAUUCAAUUCGAUUAAUCAGUGAUCUUAUAAAUGGCGCUCUACGAUAUUAAAAUUUUAUGUAUCAACUUUUUGAAUAAACUUUUCUGAAGAAAAUAUUUAUAUUAAAUAUUUCUGCACAAUAUUAUCUUUAUGUAUCACUUCUACUGCUCAUAAAAAUAAUAUAUUUAUGGCACUUUAUGUCAUGUAUGUUAUCCUGAUGUAUUAAGAAUGUAUAUGUUACGAUAAUUAAGUGUUCGAUUUUCAAUAUUUCUUCUGAAUUUUUUUAAGUGCAUGCUUAGUUAUGUAUUUAUUUACAGAACUAAAUCAUGUUUAUCAAUAUAUUUCCUUUACGUUUUGUUGCUGCAAAUGAGAAAUUUUUUGAGUUUGUAUUUUAUUGUUGUUAUUUAUGUUGUAAUAGUUUACAUUAACAAGAAUCGUUACUAUUCAUUUGUUGUUGUUAAAAGGAGCGUUAAAUAAAAUGAAUUAACACAA